Molecule: messenger RNA, 1066 nt
Organism: Gavia stellata (red-throated loon)
Lineage: Eukaryota; Metazoa; Chordata; Aves; Gaviiformes; Gaviidae
Gene: PARP11
Product: poly(ADP-ribose) polymerase family member 11
Exons: 8
Coding region: 1-1032 (343 amino acids)
Molecular function (GO): NAD+ poly-ADP-ribosyltransferase activity
Source: RefSeq, a predicted model, not a curated record
AUGUGGGGUGCGAGCCCGGGGUGGGCGGCCGAUGCGGAAAUGCUUCAAAGAACAUCAGAAGAUUUUUUUCCAAAGAUGGGAAGUUCAGUUGAAGAGAUGGAUACCUCCGAUACCCAGUGGGGCUGGUUUUAUUUGGCUGAGUGUGGUAAAUGGCAUAUGUUUCAGACUGAUUCAAACAGUCAUUGCUCUGUUAGCAGCGAAGAUAUUGAAAGGAGCUUCCGAACAAACCCACAUGGUUCUGUUUCUUUUACUACUGCAAAAUUUAACUACACGCUAGACUUUUCAGCGAUGAAACAAACCAACCUAACUACCCUUAAGCAGCGCCCAAUAAAGCGAGCUCCCUUUUCUAUCAGUGCUUUCAGUUUCAUCUGUGAAAAUGAGGCUAUCCCUAUGCCUUCACACUGGGAGAAUGUAAAUACUGAGGAGCCAUAUCAGCUUAUUCCAUUGCAAAAGAAAACAAAUGAAUAUAAUGAAGUUUCUAGUCUCUUUGGAAAAACAAUGGAUAGCCACCGAAUUAAAAGAAUUAAGAGAAUACAAAAUCUAGACUUGUGGGAGUUUUUUUGCAGGAAAAAAGCUCAGCUAAAGAAGAAGAGAGGGGUCCCAACUAUUAAUGAGCAGAUGUUAUUUCAUGGCACCAGUAAUGAAUUUGUAGAAGCAAUAUGUAUUCAUAACUUUGACUGGAGGAUAAAUGGGAUGCAUGCUGCUGUAUAUGGAAAAGGGACUUACUUCGCAAGAGAUGCGUCAUAUUCCAGUCGUUUCUGCAAAGAGGACAUGAAGCAUGGAGAUACUUUUCAAAUUCAUGGUGUGAAUCUGCAGCCUCAUUUGCAUAGACCAGAUAAAGUAAUGUUUCUUGCUCGUGUAUUAACUGGUGACUAUAUCAAUGGUGAUUCAAAGUACAUGAGGCCACCUUCAAAAGAUGGAAGUUUUGUGAACUUGUAUGACAGCUGUGUGGAUAAUACCUGGAACCCAAAGAUCUUUGUUAUCUUUGAUGCCAACCAAAUCUACCCUGAGUACUUAAUAGAAUUUUCUUAAGUUUGAAAGGAGCUGAACUGAAUAUUGUUUGUGU